GACCUCCUCCCUUGCUUCAGAAUGGGCCCCUGGCUCCUACCCAGUUUCCUGUGAGCUAAGCUAGUGGCAGCUCUUUGUGGGGAUGCCUGGGAACCAGCAGAAACCAGAGUCUUUGGACAUGGACUCUGAUAUGUCACCCAGCGGUGGGCUCAGCGACUUGAGCAGAGGCGGCAGCCUAGAGAGCCGGAGCAGCAGUUCUCGGUCCAGAAGUUUCACGAUGGAUGACGAGAGCCUGAAGCACCUCACACAUGAGGAAAAGGACGUCAUCCUGUUCUUUGAAGAGACUCUCGACUCGCUGGAAUACGACUUUGACGAGCCCACCCUGUGUGACAGUGGCAUUCACUGCCACUCUCCACAGUCUCUGGAGGAGAGCCCUUCCAGUCAUUCUGAGCCUGAAGAUGUCAUCGACUUAGUACAGCCAGCACCUGCGUCUGGGGACGCUGAGAGCCUUCCGGAUGUGCCACCAGUAGCAGGGUCCCCAUCUGUUGCAAAACAGAGCACUCCAUUUCUUGAAGGUGGGAAACAAGCCCCUGAAAAUUCCCUGCCACCACCAGACUCCAGGGGUCCCGAGGUGCUUCCUCUGCCUCCCUCCCUGCCUAUCUCCGCUCCUUCUGCCCCGCAAAAGGAGCUGACGUCCCCCUCUCCUCCAGCAGAGCAUCCCAAACUGCCCCGUUCCGUGCCCACUCCUCUGGUGAUUGCUCAGAAAAUUUCUGAGAAGUUGGGGGGAAAUGAAGCCCUGUCCCCCACGUCCCCCUCAAAAGAAAGCAGGCCUGGCGAAUGGAGGACACCGACUUCUUUAGCCUCUCGAAACGGGGACCAUGUCGGCGUGUGGCACCGACACACAGCCCAGCCAGCACCCAAGGUCCAUCGCUUCCCCAGCAACAUAAGCGUGACCAACAGCGCGGGUAAGGACUUCAACAAGACCAUCUCCAAGGCGGCUGUCAAUGUGCAGGAGCGUAAGGCCCAGGUCCUGGCCAACAUCAACGGUAUGUCCUUCAUCACUGCGGGUGACACGACAUCGGAAGAGAGGUGGCAGAAGGCGGAGGAGCAGAGGAGUGGCCCUGCGGAUGGAGCGCGCACCCUGGGCAGAGUGGGCAUGGCCGGCGAGCCCGGAGCGCUGCGUGCAGGAGUCCCGGUCAGAGCGCAGCAGUCCCGGGCUGUGCAGACGGAGCAGCCGCGGGCGCUGGCCAAUGGCUUCCAGAGCGUGCAUGAGGCCCUGCGCAGCGAGCCCAGUUCCUUCAUCCCCACCAGCAAGACCAUCACCAUCCGGCCAGACCCCUCCGUGACGGGCAAGCUGGCGCGCCAGAAUGCCAGCCGCAGCCUGUACGAACCGCGCCCGGACGGCAGCCAAGAUGCCCGCAGGCGCACAGGCUCGCUCCCCCGGGCGGUGGGCUUCCGGCCACAGGGCAUCACAGUGCAGUUCUCCGGCCGUGGCUCCACCGAAGAAGCACGGCGCGAGGCUCUGCGCAAACUCGGGCUACUGAAGGAGAACUUGUGAGGGCCGUGGAUGGGACUGCUGGAGUGGCCCAGGUAGAACUUGUAUGUCCGCACUGGGGUGUCCCAUUCUGUAAGCACAGAAGCUGGGUGGCACUAAGUGCUGCAUGUCGGGAAAGCAGCUUCUGCCCCAAUCCCCAUGCCCAGUGCAGCAUGGAGUCAAGAGGCCAGCGGGGCAAGGACCCCACCCCCAGCUGUCCCUUUCCUUUUCCGGGGUCCCGGAAUAACUUUAGGACCUAUGGGCUUCCAUGACUUACAUUUGGAAGGAUCAGCUUGGCUUGACUUGGUCCAGACUCUCUGAUCUAGCUUUUUAUCCCACCGGACUUGAAAGCCAGUGUGUAGCUCUCCGACGCUCAGGAUUCCCUCUCCGAAAAUAAAAAAAGAAAGAAAGAAGUGCUUGUUAAAUUUUUAGUGUCAUUAUACAUUUGAGAUCUAGUUGUGUGUUUGUAUUUGGAAGGGUGGAUGUUGGCACUUUACCCAUCAGGGAGGGUUUGUUUCUCGACCUAAUUUUGUUUGCGCUGUUUUCUUAACCAAAAACCCAAAUGAACCCGUUAGGGUAAGAUUUGCAGUAAUUUUGAAUCGUGAGAGUGGGAAAUGAGGUUGAGUUUGGAAAAGGUGGUAGUUUUGAGAAAGCACGUCUCACUUGACUCUAAAAUCCGCCUCCUGGAAUGUGUGUAUGAGUCU
Rattus rattus (black rat) is the source of this 2178-nucleotide messenger RNA. RefSeq names its product proline and serine rich 2 (gene Proser2). The coding region runs from base 83 to 1498 and encodes 471 amino acids. The record is from RefSeq and is a predicted model, not a curated record. NCBI's taxonomy places the organism in Eukaryota, Metazoa, Chordata, Mammalia, Rodentia, Muridae. The transcript is spliced from 3 exons.